Messenger RNA from Xenopus laevis (African clawed frog), 1153 nucleotides. RefSeq lists its product as uncharacterized. The coding region runs from base 63 to 1136 and encodes 357 amino acids. The transcript has 6 exons. NCBI's taxonomy places the organism in Eukaryota, Metazoa, Chordata, Amphibia, Anura, Pipidae. The record is from RefSeq and is a predicted model, not a curated record.
AGGUGUCAGUAUGAAGUGAUAGACUGAGGGUGAAGGAACGACACAACGGCACCGCGGGGCACAUGGAACUGAAACCACCGAGAAACGGAUCUGCAACCCGACCCCCCGGGCGUGAACGUACAGUCAACCCCCCGGCCAGGGAUGUGCAACAGGGAGAAGCGAAAAAGUUCUGGAAUCGGCACAGAAAGAUAUGUGAAGGCAAAAAGAAAUGGCUGUUGAUAAUAGGGGGGAUUCUUGGUGUGGCCAUCAUCACCGUCAUCCUCAGAUGGAGGCUUAGAGCAGGUGCCCCGGCUGAGAACUAUAAUGGGACAGAUGCUGAUGGAAGGACAGUUGGCAAUGGAAAGACAUUUCUUGAUGGAGAGACAGUUGAUAAAGACAAUGAGACUGCUAGAGACUGUGAGAGACUGGUUUAUGUAUCUGCCAAUAACAGUGACGGCUCCUUUCAGUCCAGCUACAACUCCUGUGCCAGCAAAGGAUAUGAACUACUGAAAGAACCAGAUAUAGAAGAUAGGAUACACUGUAUUCCCCAAAGAGAGGAUUUCUGGAUUUAUGCCCGACGUGAUUGUGAGCCGUGCCCAGUGUACAACACUCACGAUGGAGUUUUACGUUUGGAUUCCACCACAAUGCGGCGUUUCCUCUGUGAUCCACAAGCACCAGAACCAACUGAUGGUCCCUGCCCCGGUGAAGUUUACAAUCUAGGGUCCCUUUCACAGCCCCACACAAACUAUGGUCAGUCCCAUCAGGAUCCAAUUCACCUGCCUGUAUGUAUUUGGGGUUUUGGAGGAAACCAGAGAACCCUGAGGAAACCAAACAAACAUGGGGAGAACAUACAACCAUUGCAGGACAAUUGGUUGAAAGAGAGAGAGAGAAUUUUUUUUUAUGUAUUACUAGAAAAUGAGUUCUGUAUGAAGAAACCCAAGCUGCAGACUGUCUCAGGUUUACAAAUAAGGAGGAGUUUAACCAGGAAGGGUAAUUUUAUUAAGUAUCACGUCCUCCUCCUACCGUUGUUCAUAAAAAUCAGGAAGCUGCACAAUGGGAACAAGUGCUGCUAUUUAUUGUAUUUUAUGAUUUCUUGGUGCUGCUGCAAUGAAAUCAGAGCUGUAACCGUUCAGCAAGCCCAAGGGAUACAAAAAUAAAAUAUAUUUGCACUGUC